Molecule: messenger RNA, 4414 nt
Organism: Trichobilharzia szidati
Lineage: Eukaryota; Metazoa; Platyhelminthes; Trematoda; Strigeidida; Schistosomatidae
Source: the annotation of a GenBank genome assembly
UGUAGCUACGCUGGACUUCGACUACAAAGUAGUCUGUGGCGAUUCCAACUUACCUGGUGUAAACUGGGAUACCUGUACAGGACCUAGAAUCCAUGACGAGCUACUACAAGCUAUAGACGUAGGCGGAUGGAAGCAGUGCGUACGCCUUCCUAUAAGAAACAAACAUACUCUUGAUUUAAUCCUCUGUUAUAAAAUAGAGCCCAUCCUGAUAGAUGUGGGAAAUAAACUCGAUAACAGUGAUCACAACAUACUGUACUGCACGCUGCCCCUCCGAAUAACAACUAAAUACACACCUAAAAACUCCCCGGUGCACUAUCAAUAUAGGGACUAUAAGAAUGCUGACUGGGUAUUCCUAUCAGAGCUGUUGAGAAGUUAUGACUGGGAAGAAUACUUCAUCAACAACAACUUAGAAGUAUCACUUGAGAGUUUCUACAAAACAAUUGGCUCAGCAAGAGACACAAUCGCACACCUAAAAUCUGCUCUAAAGACACCAACUCCAUUUAUAGAUCGCAAAACGCGACUAAAACUAAAGAAAUUGGAAAAGAAAUACCAUGUAUUUAAGGAAUAAUAAAAAUAUUUUUUAUUUUUUAAUGCGUUAAACCAAAUACAUGAAACUCUUCAACUGCUUGAAGAGAAACACAAAAUGAUGUCACAACUUGAAGAAAAUAAAGCGCUUGUUGGCAACUCCAAAACUCAGGAACUUUGUUGGAUAUUGCAGAAACGUCUAAAAAGCAGUAAAGAUAAUACUGUAAGAAGCUUGGAACAUAAGGGUAUAAUAUACAAUGAUCCACAGGUUAUAAGUGAACUCCUCAGUGAGUGGUUUUGCAAUGACACCAGAGUGCACCCGACCCCAAAUUUUCAAAUGACCUGCAAAAGUAACCACAAAUUAGGCGAAAUACACUUUAAUAUACAAAAUAUAGACUCUGCGAUUAGGACAUUGAAGUCUAAUGGUAGUACUGGAACAGACGACAUACCAUCUGUCAUACUUUACCAAUACUUUACCAAUGAUAACUUAGAGGUAACACUUGAUACCCUCUACAAGACAGUCAGUUCGGUAAGAGAUACAAUCGCACCCCUAAAAUCUGCCUUAAAGACACCAACUCUAUUCAUAGACCGCAAAACGCGAUUAAAACUAAGGAAAUUUUAUUUAUAUAAAGAAUUUAGUGCAUUACACCAGAUACAUGAAACAUUUAAAAAUCUUGAGGAGAGACAUAAAAUGAAGGCACAGCUCGAGGAAAAUGAAGCCCUAGGGGGCACCUCUAAAACUCAGGAACUCUGCAAGAUCUUGCAAAAACGACUAAAUAAGGGUAAAGAAAAUAAUGUUGACCACUUGGAGUAUGAAGGUAUAAUUUAUGAUCCCCAGAUUAUUUGUGAACUCCUAAACCAAUGGUUCUCCAAUAACACCAAAGCGCAUCCAUCUCCAAUCCUCGAUAUAACCUGCAAAAAUAACUAUGAGUUAGGUGAAAUCAACUUUAAUAUACAAAAUAUAGCAUCAGCGGUAAAGACAUUAAAAGCUAACGGUAGUUGUGGGGUAGAUGAUAUACCAUCUGUCAUAUACAAAAACGGUGGCUCGGAUAUGAUAGUACUAUUACUUAGAAUAUUCACCCUCUCACUAGUGACUGGGACCUACCCUGAAACUUGGAAAAACACGUAUAUACUACCUAAGCAUAAAGGAGGGGCCAAAACUAGUGCAUGUAAUUAUAGGCCUAUCAAUUUAACACCUGUCAUAUCAAGGAUCAUGGAGAAAGUAAUAAAAGACCAAAUGUCAGACUACUUUCUAAAACACAAACUCAUCAACCAGUCGCAACACGGAUUCCUUAAGAAAAGAUCUUGCGUCACUUGCCAUAUAGACUUUUUCAACGAAGUCACCUAUAGCAGAGAUAGGAGAGAACUAGUAAUUAUCCUCUAUUUCGAUAUCAGGAAAGCCUUCGACAGAGUCCCACAUAGUCUGUUAGUCAGCAGGCUAUGCUCACUAGGGAUACGCAAUCCCCUCCACAACUGGAUAAAAUCAUUUCUCAGUGACAGAAAUCAGACAACAAAAAUUGGCUCGAUGACCUCCAGGCCUAGGCCGAUUAGCAGUGGUGUCAUCCAGGGGAGUGUAUUGGGACCCCUUCUUUUCAUUAUAUACAUAAACAGUAUAUGUGAGUGCUUUAGUAUAGGCAAGCCAAUACUGUAUGCAGAUGACUUAAAGGUGACAUAUACCUGCACAAACACAGAUAUUGGUACAACUAUGAACUCCAUACAUGAAGAAUUAACAAAAAUGGAUAUGUGGUGCGACACCUGGAGACUUGAGUUUAAUGUCGAAAAGUGUGGCUGGCUCUGCAUAGGCUGUCCCAACCUAGAACUCGACCUAGCAAUUCAGGGCCACAAAAUCCCUAGACUCAAAUCUGUGCUAGACCUAGGACUGAAAUAUUCACACAAUCUAUCAUUUUCUGAACAUAUCUCGAAACAAGUAUCGAAAUCACACAGGCUUAUGGGUUUCCUACUCAGGAACAUCUACAGAAGUGAAUCCAGAAUACUACUGUACAAGGUUUGUGUGCGCCCACUCCUAGACUAUUGUUCACUCAUAUUUAGUAGUAUACGCAUAGAAGACAAACUAAAAGUAGAAGGAGUGCAGAGGUACUUCACGCUAAAAGUACUCGGAACCGAAAACAGCACAAACUACGCCACCAGAUGUGAAAUUCUAGGACUAGAAACAUUAUGGUUAAGACGACUCCGACUAAAUCUGGUACUCUUCUAUAAACUACUUAACCACAUAGUGUAUACCCCCACUAAUUGUACUCGGUUUUCAGAAGACACUGGAUACAACCUUAGACACACUAAAGGUACGGUGGCUAUAGAACAAUGUAAAACAGUCACCAGGCAAAAUUUUUUCAUGAUUAGGUAUGCCCAAAUAUGGAACAAACUACCUGAGGAAAUGCUCACUGGUGUCCUUUGUAAAAGCUCUUAAUGACACACUAAGUGGGUUUGCAAGUGAUACCAGUGCUAAUUCCCAUGUAAGAGCUUCAGAAAUUAUAGGCCCAUUUAAUGUAUGAACUUAGAGACUACACCUGUUGUUUCUUUUGCCUUUAUCUAUAAUUUCAGACAAAAAAGCAGCAGUCAUGACAAUAACACCCAUACAAAUAAGAGUCGAUCGAAUUAUGUCUACCUGAUACAAAGCGUGAACCAUAAACAACAUACGAAUGAAAUAUAAGAAAACAAGGUCGAGACUUACCACUGUAACGACAGAAGGCAAGAGUCAGGCAACAGAUCAUUUAUUAAGGAAAUCAACGCAUAUUUAUAUAUUUGCAUGUACAUUACUAUGGAUAUUUAAGCAAACAAACACAGUCUUCCGAUUGGUUGUUUCUCACGUAAAGUUAAUCUUUCAUCCAUUUGUGACUGUUUCUUGAAUGUCAAAUCCUCUAUAUGUUAACUGCAUCCGCCUACGCAAAGUCUGCUGUGGGCGGUUUUCAAUAAAUCUUUGUUCACAUUUUCUCACGACAAAUCUUGGGAACGUAAAUAUUGACGUAAAUUACUGUCUACCAAUUUGGCUAGUAGACAGCUCUCACCACAACACAACAUCACAUGGAAGGAUAUAAGUUACUUGGAAAUCAUUUAUAAUCCACCAACUGGUCUCCUUUCCAAAAGGAAUGCGACGAUAUUUUAUCCACAGUGGUGAGGAAAUACAUAAAUCCACAGUUCCCGUUGUAUACACUCAGUGGAGAUUGCAGCCAACAAAGUAAUGCAUUUAAAGCAUAUGCAUACUUCCCAUCAUCACGGCGACACUGCAGAAUAUGUCAAAAUAGCAGAGUAAUGAAACCCAACACGCGAUGUAAUUAGCUAAAUCCGAAAGGCAAACAAGUUGUAGUACGUAUUUGAAUAUUCAUCCAUAUGUCAAUCAUGAUGACAGAUACAAAUCACUACCUAUACCGCGCCAAUACACUUGGAUAUCUAUGAAAUGACGAAAAUAUGCUGACAGCUGCAUUUCAGAUCCCAAUGACUCACUCGAUAGCAAAAUUCUGCUCCUGCAUGCCUCUUUUGACAUUUUUGUAUGGAUUGGUUCGCAGUUACUCAGGUUCCAGACCGAAAAAAAAAAUUCACCAGUUGCUGAAUUAUGAUUACUUCUCUGUAUGUUUAGCUGGAUAAUAACUGCUGUGGUGAGCCUUUUGCAGAUUAUAUUGCUUAAAACAUCGUUUACGGUAAACUAACUAACGUUUUAUAAGCCAUUUUUAUACUUUUGUGACUAGCCCACCAUAUCGACCGAAUGUAACGCAACACUUAGUUGUUCCACUCAUGUUCAACAAAUUCAAACAAUAAUUGUGCCUAUUAUUAUGCCAUAUAAACUGUUUUAACUUAUGCAGAGUGUACUUACGGUCAAUAUUUCGUUAUCUUCUCUUGUAUAUAUAUUUUGUGUUAGUGAAAAAAUUUUAAACAU